This is a messenger RNA of Ziziphus jujuba (common jujube), 2610 nucleotides long. RefSeq names its product IQ domain-containing protein IQM2. Bases 361 to 2391 code for a protein of 676 amino acids. Lineage: Eukaryota; Viridiplantae; Streptophyta; Magnoliopsida; Rosales; Rhamnaceae. The record is from RefSeq and is a predicted model, not a curated record. The transcript is spliced from 9 exons.
GGAAAUCCUCUCUCUCUCUCUCUCUCUCUCUCUCUCUCUGUUUUUCUCUCCAUCUGUGUCACUCAGAAUAUAUAUAUAUAUGAAUCAAUCGCCUGCCCAGGCUACCAACCUACAAGUUUUCGCUUUGAAUAGAAAGUAAAAAGCCCUGUAUAGAAGAAACAGAUUUAAAAAAAAAAAAAGAACCCAUUCCUUUCUCUUUUUGUUUCAUUUUUAUCCAAUACCAAAUUCUUACUCACCCAUCAAACUCGGAAAUUCUUUUCCAAAAGUACACCGCAAUCUUAUUCUCCUUCUUUCUUGGUUCGCAUAUUCCCCGUUUUAAGGAAUCCGGCGGCAGGUUACUAAAGGGCGCUCCGUUGUUAAAUGGGGGUUUCCUUUUCUUGCCCUCUUGCUGACUACAAUGAUGUAGAAAAAAAUUUAGAAUCUGUUGUUGUAAAAUCCAUCUGCUUUGGAGAUGAAGAUGUAAGAACUCCAGUUAGAUCUGUCAGUUUCAACCAUCAUGAUUCAGAACCAACAAUAUUUAAAUCCUUAGGUUCUGGAAAAAUGACAGUAGAAACAUCCGUCUCCUUUAAAGGGACAGAAUUGGAGAAAAUGGUCUUGGUUAAGGCUCUUUCACUGGAUAAAGAAAAGAAUAUGACCAAUGAAUCAAUCAGCCAAAAUAGGAAAGAGAUGGAUAUUCAAUCCUCAAGAUUGGAUAAUCCUCAAGCUUUGGAUCCCUCCAGUCCCAAACACAUGGCUGCUUUAAAACUGCAGAAAGUGUACAAAAGCUUCCGAACCAGAAGGAAACUGGCAGACUGUGCAGUUCUUGUUGAACAGAGCUGGUGGAAGCUUUUAGAUUUUGCUGAACUAAAGAGGAGUUCCAUAUCAUUUUUUGAAAUUGAGAAACAUGAAACCGCCAUCUCAAGGUGGUCUAGAGCAAGGACAAGAGCAGCCAAGGUUGGCAAGGGUUUAUCAAAGAAUGAUAAAGCGCAAAAGCUUGCUUUACAGCACUGGCUUGAGGCGAUUGAUCCAAGGCAUCGAUAUGGUCAUAAUCUUCACUUCUAUUAUGUGAAAUGGCUCCAUUGUCAGAGUAGAGAACCUUUCUUCUACUGGCUAGACAUAGGAGAAGGGAAGGAAGUAAAUCUUGUUGAAAAAUGCCCUCGGUCAAAACUUCAACAGCAAUGCAUCAAGUAUCUGGGUCCGAUGGAAAGAAUGGCAUAUGAAGUUGUUGUGGAGGAUGGAAAAUUCUUCUACAAGCAAUCAGGGGAGCUCCUCCACACAAGUGAAGAAGGUGGAAAUGCCAAAUGGAUAUUUGUCCUUAGCACGUCUAAGAUCUUAUAUGUUGGCAAGAAGAAGAAAGGUACAUUUCAGCAUUCCAGCUUCUUGGCUGGAGGAGCCACAUCUGCUGCUGGGAGAUUAGUCGUUGAAAAUGGCAUCCUAAAGGUAGUUUGGCCUCACAGUGGUCAUUAUCGGCCUACAGAAGAAAAUUUCAAAGAUUUUAUCUCAUUCCUCCAAGAGAACAAUUUGGACCUCACGGAUGUCCAGAUGAGUCCAGUUGAUGAGGAAGAGGGUUCAAUAAGCAGCAAGCAAAGAAGUAGUGCUCAUUUUAGAAGCCACUCAUCUGAUGAAGACUUGACUCAAAAUCUUAGUGGCUUAGACUGUGAGGAGACGAAUGCUGAAGACUCAACUCAAGUGAAGACUGAUUCAAUGGAACAAGAGCCAGCUGCAGAAUCAGAACCAAAUAUGUCGCCACGUUUCCGUGGCCUUGGCAAAAACUUGACUAAUCUCGAAAUACCAAAGAGAAAAGAACUGUUUGAGAGAUCAGAGAGUGAAAACCAAGCUGGUAAGUUGGUUUGCUACAGUAGCCCUCUGGAAUCCCCAGUGGAUGGUUUUGAAACUACAGAAGAAGAAACAUUUACUUCAGAUCAGGAACGCAUGAGUCGCACGAAAAGCUUGCCUGAGCAAGAUCAUGAAGAAGGGAGUGAAGUGGAAACAAUUCCUGAAGAAUCAAUUCUUAAAAGGAUCAACUCACACAAAGGAAUGAAAUCAUACCAACUGGGGAAGCACUUGUCUUUCAGAUGGACAACUGGAGCUGGACCGCGCAUUGGUUGUGUGAGGGACUAUCCUUCCGAGCUCCAGUUCCAAGCACUAGAGCAAGUUAACUUGUCUCCAAGAAGUGCUGCCCGUUCGAGAUUAUACUUUUCUCCUCGGAUCGCAAGCGGAUUGAGUCCAAAGGUGUCAGCCCCACCAACAAACUGUGGUGGGGAAAUGGCAGCAAGCGGAAAAUUUUCCACACCAGACGAAGUGAAUCUAUCAUCUUCAACAAGUAUUAACCCUCCUAGAACACAGCCGUCCCCAUUGUUCAAACUUGAGACAGAACCAUCAAUAACCACAACCGCUAAUUCUCAGGAUUAAGAACUAACAGAUUCCUUAAUUGAUUUGAUUUAUUCUUUUUUGUGUGAAUAGAAAGAAUCAUAUAGGAAUUUUUUGUCAUUCUUUUCUAAUUUAAAGUCGAUGUAUACAUAUUUUUUUGUUUGAUUCAUCUCUAGAAAACAAAGAAAAAAAGUGAUGAAAAUUGUAGUAUUUGGGCGGGUUUUGAUGCCCAGAUAAAUACAAACUUUUCUUAAAGCAGAA